Messenger RNA from Pseudophryne corroboree (corroboree frog), 7566 nucleotides. RefSeq names its product sphingosine-1-phosphate receptor 2 (gene S1PR2). Gene Ontology annotation, biological process: regulation of metabolic process; sphingosine-1-phosphate receptor signaling pathway; adenylate cyclase-activating G protein-coupled receptor signaling pathway. Bases 808 to 1851 code for a protein of 347 amino acids. Lineage: Eukaryota; Metazoa; Chordata; Amphibia; Anura; Myobatrachidae. The transcript is spliced from 3 exons. The record is from RefSeq and is a predicted model, not a curated record. Gene Ontology annotation, molecular function: sphingosine-1-phosphate receptor activity. Gene Ontology annotation, cellular component: plasma membrane; cytoplasm.
UCUCUGUCCUCCUCCUCUCUAUGUCCAAUGCUGAGCACCAAAAAGGACACUUUGGUCACAUCUCACCGCCUGGUGUUGUUUUUUUAUUUCACUUUUCCCACUAUCCACCCUUUUUCUCUUCCUAAACUCUGCCCCUCCUUGGUCUCCCACAGAAGGUCCCAGAGCCAAAGGCAGAGGAAAACAUCUGGAUUUUGUUUUCCAAGAAGAGGGGGGAAGGAGUGAGAAAGCAAGAGAGAGAGAAAGAGAGAGAGAGGGAGAGAAUUAUGGGUGUAGUGAGCACACCCCAAAAACCCCCCACUCUGGCAGGUUGGCAGUGGGAGAGGGAAGGCUGACAAGUCUCUAAGAUGCUGGCUUGGAGCAGAGGACACAGAGUACAGCUCAGGAAAGGAGCAGACCUGUCUGGACCCCCUGUAGUUACAGGUCUCUUCCCAGGAUUAUGUGCUCGGGGUGAAGGACCUCUGUGGAGGAGACUCUGCUGUGGAAUUUGCAUGUGCUGACUGUUGUUUGGGUGCUGGGUGCGCACAGAGAAGGAUAGCCCCCCCAAACCCACCCCAUCAUCUGCUGGAUGUAGGCAGCAAGCGACUAAGGUGGGGGAUCCUGUCAUCUCAUACACCCACUGCCGUAAUAAAGGAGGCAGCACACACCAAAUCAUUGUGUAUCACACAGAACUCAGAGGCAGACACCUGAUGGGUCCUAAUAAAUAUUUCUAAGAAAGAGAAGAGAAUGGUCUAACAGCCGUCACUUUGCUGGUGCAGCGUUGACCCUUGUAGAGCAGUCCUGUACCUCCAGGUUGCCAAAACAGCCAGGAUGAGCAUCUACAAGCAGUACCUAAAUGUGUCCAAGAUUUGUGAACACUAUAACUAUACUAAAGGGAUUAAAAAGGAGAGCUCUUCCCGUGAAGUUAUCUCCGUGAUCUUCAUCAUCAUCUGCUGUAUUAUUAUACUGGAGAACAUACUUGUUCUUAUUUCCGUCUGGCGGAACAAGAAGUUCCAUUCUGCCAUGUUCUUCUUUAUUGGAAAUUUGGCAUUUUCUGACCUGCUGACUGGAUGUGCCUACAUUGCCAACAUCUUGCUGUCUGGUAAAGCUACCUUCACAUUGACUCCCGUAGCAUGGUUUAUCCGUGAGGGCACUGCUUUCACAACGCUUGCUGCUUCAGUCUUCAGCCUAUUGGCCAUAGCUCUUGAAAGAUAUGUGGCCAUCACCAAAGUCAAAGUCUACAGCAGUGACAGGAACUGUAGGAUGAUCAUACUCAUCGGAGCUUGUUGGGUUAUUUCAAUGGUGAUCGGAGGUCUACCGAUCAUCGGUUGGAACUGCAUCGGAAACUUGGACGAGUGUUCAACCGUCUUUCCUCUAUAUGCCAAAAAAUACAUUCUGUUCAUAGUCACCAUCUUCACUUUCAUACUUUUCUCCAUUGUCAUUUUCUAUGUCCGCAUUUAUUUUAUUGUGAAGUCCAGCCAUGCCGAGAUUGCUGCACCCCAGACCCUUGCCCUUCUAAAAACAGUUACAAUAGUCCUUGGAGUCUUUAUUGUCUGCUGGCUGCCAGCGUUCACUAUCCUCCUCAUGGAUGUAUCCUGCAGAGUCAAAUCCUGCUCCAUUCUCUAUAAAGCUGACUACUUUUUUGGGGUGGCCACCUUGAAUUCGGCAUUGAACCCCAUCAUUUACACUCUGAGGAGCAAAGACAUGAGGAAGGAGUUCCUGAGGGUGCUUUGUUGCUGGAACUUCUUGAGGAAGAGUAGGACUCCUGACCGCUUCAUGCUCAAUUUACGUAGUUCUAGUUCCCUGGAGCGUUGCACACAAAAACACUAUUUUCCCACAUCGCCUAUCAUGAAGAACUGCAAUACAUUUGUGUGAGUAAAGAUGUUCUAUAGAUCCCAAUGGUUUAUGGAUAAAAAAAUGCUCAGUACUUUGAAGGAAAGUUGGUGGUAUUGAGAUAAUCCCAGUAAGUCCGACAUCUGGGUUCAGGUACCCAUCACACAGCACUUGUUUGGAAAGGUGUGAUAACGAUGAUGACGAUGACGACGACAACGACAAUUCCUUACAUUCUGGCCUCAGCUUUUUUUCCUCUCAUAUUUGGGAGCACGUUGCUUUACAGGGAAAAUUCUCUAAGGAAUUUAGCAUGCGGUUUGCUUCUAAAGUGAAGCAAUGAUGUGCGUUUAAAGUCUAAUGUGAAAAAUAAGAUAUUUUUUUUUUAUAUUCUGAAAAAUAAACGCACAUAUUUAACACGGGACUUAGAUCAUGAUAUAUUUUUGCAGUACAAAGUGCCAUAUAAAUAUGCUAUGCUGUCAGAAAAGGUCUGAAUGUAGAAAGCCAUUGAGUUAAUAUUAAUAUUGAGGAGCCAUGUUUUUUUCCCCAAUUAAACUCUGUAUAGAAAACUAAGAAAGCGUUUCUAGCACAUAAGUAACAAUAUAUAAUCUGUACUUCCUGUUUCUAUUACAGUGAGGAAUACCUACCUAUCCUAUACUGUUUUUGCAGGGGAAAAAUGAAUUUUUUUUUAAUCAUUUACAGCCCAAUCUAGUUCUUAAGGGCCCUACACAUUUGCCGAUGUGCGCGGCCAAUAUGAACAAUCUCGUUCAGUAAUGUGUGUAGGCACCAACGAUUAAUGAUGCGCGGCCCCGCGGUCGUUCAUCGUUGGUGCCGGCUCGUUUAUGCCCGCAAGCCAAUAUGGACAAUAUCGUUCAUAUUAACAUGCAGGGCUAUGGGGCCGGGUGACGUCAGGGAGCAGAGAGUGUAGAAACUUCACUCCCCCCGCCACCCCUCCUUCACCGCUGCUGGGUCAUCCGCCGGCCGUAUCAGCCGUCGGGCACCUCGGCAAAUGUGUAGGGGGCAUUAGUGUUAAUUCCUAUCACACUUAGAAGACAAUUUGUUAAAGACAAUGGGAUCUAUUCAUGAAGCAGUGAAAAGGGUGGAGAAGUGAGCCUGUGGAGAAGUUGCCCAUGGCAACCAAUCAGCAUUGAGGUAACAUUUAUAAUUUGCAUUCUAUACAAUUGUACGGAGCAGCUGAUUGGUUGCCAUGGGCAACUUCUCCGCAGGCUCACUUCUCCACUCUUUUCACUGCUUCAUGAAUAGACCCCAAUAUGUGAAAACACAAGGGACAGUAGGCCUGAUUCAUGUUUGUACGUACUUGCCUACGCAGCAGUGAAUCUAUAGGCACGGAUUUGCUAGUCAUCACUAGAGAAAGAAGAUAGACACUCACCGGAGCCAUCGCAAACUAAUUUGCAACUGCUCAGCUUAUAUUCAAUAAUGAGGAACAUCGGCCCUAUGGCUACGCAGAGUGAACACAGCAGUAGCGAUGCUGGCGCCAUGUUUCUCUGCGUGCGUGACGCAGCUGAAGGCAGAUGCAUGCCCUGAAAACGCCCAUGACAUGCCUGCAUUUUUGUCGCCACUCCCCGUUACCUCCCCCAAAUGGUCACUUGCUGUCAAUUAAAAUCUCACUGUGAGUGGCAUCGUAGAGCUACUUUGGCGCGUGGGAAGUGCGAUCGAAGCGCAUGCGUAGUCUGCUGACAAUCGUUCCGUUGUAUGAUUAUCGGCCAUAGCAUACAAACAUAAAGUAGGGCCAGUGUACCAGCCAAAAUGACCAGACUGUUCAUGAAACUGGAGAUGUUAUAAAGGGGACCAAAUAUUUGUUGUCAUGGGUUGUAUUUCGAUUUGUGUAUUGGCUCCAUAGGAAUUAUUUUAAUUAGAGAUUGACAAAUUGCAUUGACAAGUUAUCAUUGAGAUAGAGAAACCCAAAGGUGAUAGGAAAAAGUUGCUACCAUGACAUUACUUUAAAAUCUAGCUGCCCAUGAUUCUUCGCCAGCCUUGGUUCAUCGUGAGAACCUUAAUUUUGGCCACAGAUAGAGAAAUAUCAUCCAUGACAUUGACCUCAUAACAAAGUGUGCAAUGGUAAUCCCUCAAAUAAAUUUUGGGCAUAUAGGUAGGUGCGGUCUGUAGUAGUGUGUGUUCUGUAAGCUUUCUGAUCACCAUGGAAUGUGAUGCUGGAAGACGUUGACUAGACACAUGACCUAACCAAUGGAGCUAGUCCUGGCUCGUACCACGUAGAGCUGGCCGGAAGUGUCUCUUUGCUGCGACAGUUCUACCUCGGAGGCCUAAUUAAUGAAUAUGUCCCAUAACAUAGAGUUACAAAUAUAGAGCACCCCCCCCCCCCCAAAAAAAAAAAGUAGACGCUCCAUCCCAAUGAUUUAGAAAACAGGAAAUAGUUCUCGUAGUUAUGUAAUGUAAGAAAAAGUGGCCUGGUUGUUAUGCAGAGACAUAGAACAGUGCUGCUGCACUCACUCUAACUUCCUGUGGGAACUUUCUCAUCACAGGGAUUUGGAAGCGUAAAGUUACAGAAACAACAGGAAUGAUCACAAAUCCUUCUUAUAUGGUUAUGGUUGUGAUGCCUCGUUUCAGAAGGAAUAGUCCCAUAUGAAGUUAGUGGACUUCUCUAAACUAUAUCAAAUAAUUCCACAUUCCCUGCAUUGAUACCGAACAAUCCACGAGUUUACUGUAACGGGACUGGCUGGUGCUCUUAGUUAUAUUUCUUGUCAGUAUAUAGCAUGCUAUUGAGAUAAAUGUCUUGUCACUCACAUUCAAGGGGUUGAUGCAUUAUGUAGUAAAAAGGGUGGAGAAGAGGACCAGUGGAUAAGUUGCCCAGAAUAACCAAUCAGCUUUCAAGGUAGUAUUUAUCAAGUGCAUUCUAUAAAAUAAUUGGUGGAUGCAGAUUGGUUGCAACGGGCAACUUAUCUACUUGUCCGCUUCUCCACUCUUUUCACUGCUUGCUACAGCAACCCCCACUUUGCUGUCUUGAAGAUGUCGUAGCUCAUCUAGGCCAAAGGAAGAUAUAAAUUCAAUGUGCCGAUCCACAGGACCCCACUAUCCCACUUAUUUAUUUUAUUUAUACUGUAUGACAUACAACUAGGCCAAAAUAUUGUUUGGGUUGCUUUGAAGCGUGUCUGGCAUAGCGUGUGCUGAGAUGACAUUACACAGGAGGCUCCCCUUCAGGGACAGGAGGUUGUGAUUUGAGAAGGUUUGCUGUCCCACAAUGACAUGUUGUUUGGCUACAGAAAGCAUCUCAAUGGACAGUGGGGGUCAUUCCGAGCUGAUCGUAGCUGUGCUAAAUUUAGCACAGCUACGAUCAGGCACUCAGACAUGCGGAGGGACGCCCAGCACAGGGCUAGUCCGCCCCGCAUGUCAGUGCCGCCCGCCCCCCCCCCCCCUCCCCCGCAGAAAUGCAAAAGCUUUGCACAGCGGCAAUGCAUUUCAGAAGCUGCGCUGGCCGGGAGAACCUCUUCGCUGCCCAGGUCGCAGCGGCUGUGUGUGACAUUACGCUGCCGCCUUGGCCUGCCCCCCCCAACGGUCCAGCCACGCCUGCGUUGGCAGGACCGUGCCCCCUAAACGGCGGCGUAAAGCCACCAUCCAGCCCCCUCCCGCCCAGCGACCGCCUCUGCCUGUCAAUCAGGCAGAUGCGCUCACUAGGGAACAACGGCCUUCGGCCGUCCAGCAUGCGCAGAUUCAUCCUGAUCGCUGCGCUGCGAUAAACUGCAGUGAGCAAUCGGGUGGGAAUGACCUCCAGUAAGCGGCUAGAUACAAUCCUGGUAGCUGUUAGGUGUCUAUGUGUCCAGGACUACAAUUGGUAGGUUUUAACAAAAACAAAAAAUAUAUAUAUUUUCCAUUGCGUAAAAAUUAAUAUUGUGGCCAGAUUUAGGAUUUGUCACUUUAGCGUACAUGGUAUAAAAGGUCACUAAAUAAUAUGUGUGCAAUAAAAGCUAAUUAGCUAAUUAUAUACUAUGUAUAUUGCUUAUUUAACAUUUUACCAAGUAGCAUAAAUCUAAAAAAAGAGAAAACAAAGGGUAGGGACAAGUAAUGAGCCCCUCUCAAAUAUAUACAUGAUUUUAAUCCAAGAAUGUGAUAUCACUUUAGCUGCAAGGAGGGUACUAGCUCCUUAUCAUUCAGAACAGCCUGAUUAUACUUACGUGGCAAUUGCUGUAAAGGAAAACGCCACCUAGAACCUUUAUUUUCCCAUUAAAUAUCCUCCCAACUAAAAGCACUGACUACUGAGGAUCAAGGGCUAUCUGUAGCUGGGAGAAGUUUGCAAGUAAACCACAAGCACUGGUUGGGUGUCAGUCUUGCUGAUUGGACAAGCAGCCAUCCAGUAGGCUCAAUGGACAUCUACACAAUAUCUGCAGUUUGCUCACAAACUUCCAGUAGUUGGUCAGUCAGUCAGUCAGUCAUUAAGAGAAGUUACCAUCACACUCACUGAUAAAAGUAUAUUUAGAACCUUGUGGAUUCUGGCAGGGUCAGACUAAAUGGGAGAUUUAUCAAAGCUUGGAGAGAGAUGAAAUACCAACCAAUCCGCUGCUGUCAUGUUACAGGGGGUUGGUAUCUGUAUACUGGUGCCUGUUAUCCCGGCGGUCAGAAUCCCAACCACGGGGUGCCGGAAUGCCGGCAGCGGGGUGAGCGCAAAAGAGCCCCUUACGGGCACAGUGGCGCACCACACUAUUUCUUCUCCCUCCAGGGAUGUCGUAGACAAACCAAGUGGGAGAAUAGACGUCGGUAUCCCCCCAGGUCUAGAUUCCGGCGCCGGUAUGCUGUGCGCCGGGAUCCCGUCAACCGGGAUAUUGAAUGCACCCCGUUACAGGAUGUGUUUGAAAAACACUCUCUCUCCGAGCUUUGAUAAACCUCCCCUACAGGGCCAUAUGGGCCUGGGGAUGAAAGAGAUCAGAGGCCUGUAGUAAGACACAGAGGAGGUGUGGCUAGUGUUGUGUGGGUGUGGCCUGUACCAUGUGGGCAUGUAAAUAAAAGUUGAAAAUACUUAAUUUCCCGUGGAAAAUAGAAACACAAUUGUAAUACUGAUUGACGACCACGUGGCCAGUCGGCUUGUCAUAUUCAUACUGUCAUGAUGAUGGGCCUAUCCAUAUGUGGAGGCCUGGGGCUGUAGUCAAAUUUGCCCCAAUUGUUUAUCUGGCUCUAUAUUGUAGGCUUGGACUUUUGAGGUUCUACAGUGAGAAAUUGGGAGGGGGGUGGGGUUAAAAAUACAGCUUUAUAUAUGGAACCUACAAUGCCCAAAGUUACCUGACAAUUAGUUUUUAUGCUGCUUAUACCAUGUAUUUAACAGCCUCAUUCUGUUUCCUUUUGUGCGUGUGUGUGUGCGUGUGUGUGCGCGCGUGUGUGUGUGUAUACGGUACAGACAUUUCCAGUUUUCAUAGCUUAUAUCAUUAACGGUACUAAAACUUAUAGCCAUUCUCCAGGUACAGUUACUGCCUGACAGCAUGUCCACUCUUUGAUAUCACAAUGUUACAUGUAACAAAACGACUGCAGCGUGUUGAAACACAUGAAAACCCUUCCAGACAGUAUUGCUCAUGAGUGUGACGUCGGAGGUGAUUGUGUUACAUGUUCUUGCAAAGUGUUCCAGAACUGUCUGCAUCUUCUUUAAACAAAAAUGUAUUUUCAUUUUUAUUUCUUUAAGUACACUACAAGUUUAUGUUGUAUAAAUGUAAUACUUUUUUUUUUUCAUGGUGCAAUUUUGCUGAAAUAUGUUUGUUACAGCAUUUCAAAUGAAUAUUAAAAGAUUGUAAAAUGUGUAUUAAA